ACAUUGCAGGGAGUUAUUGUUUAAUAAUCAAUGCGAUUCGGAGUGUUCUUUUGAUCUAUUCCCUUCCAUUUCCGAUGGAUGGCCUUUGCAGUCGUUCUCCAAACCCUUGAGUGUGAUGGUGCAGGAUGUGCAACCCUCUCGCCAGUGUCCGGCAGUGAGAUUCCUCCUCCCUGACCCCGGCUCGCCUCUCCGUCUCGGUAUCUCCAUGUGUGCUCGGCUGAUGAUGUGGAUGUGAUAAGAAGGGCUCUCUCUGUGUGGCUCAUGGACAAUCGCCAUCGCUCUUCCUGGGGACGGCUCAGACUCAGACUCGCCAGAUCCCGUGUCAGCUGCCACCGCCAGCAGCUCACACAGAGCUGUGAUCCCCCCACACCACCACCAACCGAGAGCCGAGCCUUUUCUCAGCAAAACACAGCCCCAACACCUGGCUGACCACGUAGCUCAGACCCCCCCACCGAAGCUGAAGCCGACCCCGGGACCGAGGACACGACAUCCAGGUGGACUUUAUCCUCUGAAGAAUGACAGAAGUUAUGAGCAGCUGCGAACCUGCGAUGGAGGAUUUUACUUUGAACCAAGCCACAGAAGGAGGACUCUCCUUUCAGAUAUUUCCUGAUCCACUUGAGAAAUCUGAAAGGUGUCCCAAGAUGACAAAGAGAUUGCCAUCAAUUGUGGUUGAACCAACAGAGAGUGGAGAAGUUGAGAGUGGAGAGCUGCGAUGGCCACCUGAUGAAAUGAACCUAUUGGAAGAUGAUGAGAACGAAAUUGAAUCAACUUCUAACCUACCAGAUCAAAUGGAUAAUAAAGAUACAUCAUCAACAAUAGAAACCAACAGAAAGAAAUGCGAGAAAAGACAAUCAGAAUCCUCUAAAAGCAGCAGCUAAGAGCACAUACGAUCUGACUGGAACCCCACUGUGAAUGUUUUGUCACAGAUUGGAACCUGGUGGAGAGCUUCAGAAUGACCUGAGGCAAUGAACUGGUUUUCUUAAGGCUUCAUCUGAAUGUUUUGCAGUUACUUGAAUUUCAGUCAUCUAUAGAAAAUAUGGUGGUUGAUGUUGCAUAAUUGAUGGUACUGUUUAUCUGUCUGUGACUUGGACAUUAAACUUUAUGCUCUUAUUUCACCAA
Messenger RNA from Callorhinchus milii (elephant shark), 1119 nucleotides. RefSeq lists its product as uncharacterized. The record is from RefSeq and is a predicted model, not a curated record. Lineage: Eukaryota; Metazoa; Chordata; Chondrichthyes; Chimaeriformes; Callorhinchidae. The transcript has 4 exons. The coding region runs from base 516 to 878 and encodes 120 amino acids.